AUGGCGGGGCAGCUGAUCCAAGACACAAGGUUAAAUACCACAAUAAAGAGGAUUUUUAAAGACAUGGUUGAGAAGACCCCUUUUGCAAACUAUUUCAUGUCACUCAUUCAGUAUGCUAUUUUCCAUAGAGAUCUUACAUUUGGAAUAGCAACAAGCACUGCAUCAGCACCACUGCCAGUGAGUCAAACUCUACCACCAAAAGCUGCAGUGGUUACAAAUCCAUCUUCCCCAGUUGCAGUGGAUGAGACUAUACAUCCACCACCCCUGGCUGCACAACCUCCACUCUCGCCACCCACAGCAGCAAUCACUCUGGCUCCAAACCCACCAUGCCAGGCUGUGCCAGCACCAACUGAAACUGAACCUGCUGCACGUACUUUACUGGCCCCUACUCUGCAUCCCCUGCAAUCACAAACAUCACCAUCCUCUGUCACACUUACCACCUUGACUCCAAACAAGGCAUCCCUGGAUGUUCCAGCAGUAUUUUCACCUCAGCCUGCUGCAAGUUCCUCACUGGCCCAAGCACCAACCUCACCAGCACCAACUACAUCUCAACUUGAUGCAUUUACCUUGCUGGCCUCUACUCCCCUGUCCCAUGCUUCACUAGCGUCAACUGCAGCAAAAGGAAAUGCAACAGAACUACCUGAUCAAAAAGGGCCAAAUGACAGUGGUAUUAGUUUAGAUGUGGAAUUAGGAGCCAUAGAAGACAAUAACAUAGAAAACACAGUGUGUGGAGGCUUGAAUAGCAAAUUGUCAAACCCUGCCAAAAUACCAGGAAGCGGAUACAAAUAUUGUGUCUGCAAGCAGGUGAGUACAUGAAGGAAGCAGAACAGAAGGCCAGUCUUUUCAUAACACUGCAGAUAGGAUGUUCAUUGUACAAUUCAUGGGAAUAUAUUAAAACUGUGCUCUUUCUGGCACAUUCCUAACAAGUUUACAUUUGAGUGCUCAAGACAUCAAUAAAAAGGGUAGUUUAAUAUUCAAGUAAAACUAAAAUUGCAAUUCUAUACUAUUAAUGCUAUUCAGAAACCAGGUAAAAAAAUUAUUGGAGAAAUCCUUUAACUGUUUCCAGGAAAGAUCACAAAAUGAAGAGACAACAUGGUGGUGUGUGAGAACUGAAAACGAAAGAAAAAUGAAAAGGUAAAUAUAACUUCUGUAAGACUGCAAAAUGCAUUAAUACAUUAAAAACAUCACAUAGCAGGCAUCUGAUCCUAAUGUUAAGCUCUCUAGAAAAGUGAAGGUUGCUUUUGUAUAUAACUAAUUUUGGGUAAAGUCAUUCCAAAACCCAUAAAUGACAAUCCUUGAUCACAAUAAAUUUUGUUUCCACACAAUGGGGAGUGGAAUUCAUAGUUAAAUCAGGCAAGGUCAUAAUAUGCAGAUACUAAGCAAAUUAAGUGCAGCUACUUAGAAACGUGAGCAGUAAUGAUAAGAAUCAUUGCCACCAAAACUAUUUGAUUUUUCGGUGCACCCUUUCCCAACAGUGUCCAGGAAACAGGUUCUUCCACUUGCAGUGUCUAAAGUUGACAAGAGUCCCAAAAGACGACCCAUGGUGAGUGUAGUGGAAGGGGAUAAGAGAGAUGAAUUUCUCUCAAGAUUACACUUUAAACCCCUAAAUAUCCACAUACCAAUUCACCAAAAUUAUCUCUAAAUUACCACAGAACAAGUAGAUUAAAGCAUUCUUUUCUCUUGGAUGAUUACUUCAUUCAUCCACACAACCUUUUCUCUUAACUAUCUAUUGAUAAUCGAUGUUUGUCAUGUUUGAGAAUGAAGGGAAACUGGGAAAUUAGCAAUAGAGUAAUUUGGUUCCUUCAUUAGCUUUCAUUGCCUCAUCUUUACACAGCUUUCUUAUUAAACUUGUUAUCAACAGACAUGGUUUAAGGAAAAAGCAAAAUGUAAUGAGCUUUGCAUAAUAUAGAACUGAAUUUACAAGUUGAAUCACAUAUUAUUACA
Stylophora pistillata is the source of this 1944-nucleotide messenger RNA. RefSeq lists its product as uncharacterized. The record is from RefSeq and is a predicted model, not a curated record. NCBI's taxonomy places the organism in Eukaryota, Metazoa, Cnidaria, Anthozoa, Scleractinia, Pocilloporidae.